Amborella trichopoda is the source of this 1113-nucleotide messenger RNA. Lineage: Eukaryota; Viridiplantae; Streptophyta; Magnoliopsida; Amborellales; Amborellaceae. The record is from RefSeq and is a predicted model, not a curated record.
GACAUCAGCCAGCUCUUGUGUCACCUUCCACAUCCACAUGUUGCUCUUUGGUAAGUGCAACUCCGAUCAUGAAUAGUAGGUCAUGUAGGCACUCCCGAUUGCGUUCACGACCUCGAGUAAUGCUGCAUUGAGCUCCAAUCCGCCGCUCACCAACCUAAAGCACACUAACGAGAAUCGCCUCUUUGCAGCCACCUCGAACCCCCUAUCCGCUCGCACCAACAUCUCAAACCGCCUUGCCUAUCGCACAUCAUUGCUCCAUAUGUGGCUCUGCAACCACACCGCACCAUGGCUCGGCAGCUCUAGCCACAACUAGAUUGCCCUGAACCUUCGGUUCGAGACUAUCUAUCUCCCAGUCCACUAUUGUUAUCCGUGGCCUUGUUCUUUAGGAACUCUGUGCUCGUGCCGAGGGCUCGCACGAGCGUAUAAGUGUCCCUCACCCAUGUACAGCUGCAGUCCAUGUAGGUCAAGAGCCACUAGUGUGGGCCUAGGCUGAAAGAAUCAGCGAGCUCUACACCAUCGAGGUAGUACCGGAACUCAGGACAUAUGCGCAAUUACCAGCGUCGACAUGGACCCAUACCUAGUAUUUGUUCGCCACAUCUCCGAGUCGAGUCCCUCCGAAGGGUCCACUACAGUAGAAGAGGUGGUCCCAACAGUGGCGCACAAGAAAAAAGGGGUGAGCCCAGCCACCCUAUCCGCCACUAUUGCAGCUUCAAAAGCUCCUGGGGAGAGGGCAAAGUCAAAGGCUCCCGAAGUUGGGAGUACCCAGAGGUUUUCCGGGGAGAUGCCAGCAACGCUGGCUGCCUUAUUUAGGGCGGGCUGUGCGGAUCUAACGCCUGCUUAUGGUGCUUCAGUGCUUUCAAGGCACGUUGAUAUGCGGAGAAAAUUUUAGGAGAUGGUAGAUCGUGAAAUGGGGUUAUCUACCUCAAAUAUAAGCUUGAAAAGCAUUCCAGAAUCCAGACUGCAAUAUUUCAAUGGAAAUGGGCUCCUUGGGCAUGAGGUCUAGCAUUGAGGUUGACGUUCUAUUUCCUUCCUAUCUGGAUUUCAAUGUUGAUUGUUGUUAUAUCCCCUCAUUCCAAUAGACCUUUGGCUUGAGGAACCCUGGAAUUGACCAGA